AUGCGCAACAGGCUGGAGUGUGGCCUCCAGAAAGCACGGUGUUUCCAAGAGCGGGAAAAGCGCAUUCCGGAAGUCGUAGUUCUGCGUUUCUACGCAGGAAUGGUAUUCUGCGCCAGAUUACUCAGUGGUGUGUGUAUGCAUGUGAUGGUGAUGGAGUUUGUGUGUCUGAACAGAUAGAUGGCAGCUCCCUUCCCAGACCCUCACACUCUGGCUUCAAGUGAACAAAAUAAAAACCUGAGAAUGGAUACUUCUGGAGAUCAAGAAACUAUCUCAAGAGGAGACACUGCUAACCUUGAGAUUUCCCGACAGAGGUUCAGGUGGUUUCGUUACUCGAAAGAGACAGGGCCCAGAAAAACCCUAAAUCAACUUUGGGAUCUCUGUGCUCAGUGGCUAAGACCAGAUAUUCACACGAAAGAGCAGAUUUUAGAGCUUUUGGUGUUUGAGCAGUUCCUGACUGUUUUACCUGGAGAGAUCAGGAGUUGGGUAAAAGCUCAACAUCCUGGGAGUAGUGAAGAAGUGGUGACCCUGAUAGAGGAUUUGACCCAGAUGCUUGGAGCAAAAGAAGAGGAAGAUUCACUCUCUCAAAACUCUACCGUUUUGCAAAAGGAGAAUGCAGAUCAGAGGGCUGCUGCUCUUCCCAGGGCUGAGCCGUUGGAAUCCAUCACGUUCAAGGAUGUGGCCAUGACCUUUUCCAGAGGAGAAUGGAAGAGUCUGGAGCCCUCACAGAAGGGGCUAUUUGUGGAAGUGCUACUGCAAAACUUCAGGAACCUCGAGUCUCUGGGUUUUCUAGUUUCUAAAGUAGACUUAAUUUCCCACCUAAAAUGGGUUUUAAUGCCAUGGCUGUUGAAGAAAGAAUUCUCCAAAGGCUCCAGAACAGAAGAAUUGCCUCCGGAUAAAUUAAUGGAAAAUUUGUUAAGUGGCAUUGAUAGUGACUUAAUGAUGGGAGAAUCCUGGGAAUGUUCUGAUGAGGAUUCUGAGGAGAAUCAGAGCAGUCCAGAAUAUUCUGAAGAGACAGUCACACAGCAGAGAAUUGACAGGGAUGUCAAUAGAGAUGCAGAAUCUGGUGCAAACCUCAGUGCGAGUUAUGCCCUUCCUCCAGAGAAAAGCCCCUUUGGGAAGAAUUGCAAGCAAACUUCGGACAUAAUUAAACAUCUGAGAGCCUAUUUGAGGAAGAAAGCUAGAUGGUACAAAGAAGGCAAGAAGUCCUUUACUUUCCAUUCUGACCUUGUUCCAAAUCACAAAGAACACCCUGGAGAAAAGGCCCAGAAACGCAGUGAAGGUGGGAGGUCCUUAAGUCACUCUUCACCUCAUUCUGAAUGUCCGAAACAUAAGAAACUGCAUUCAGGGAGUAAAACUCAGAAGUGCACUCACUGUGGGAUAAGCUUUACUCGAAAUGCAUACCUCAAAAGGAGAACAAAUAGAAAAAACUCCACGAUGUGUGAUAAAUGUUGGAAAGCUUUGCAUCUGGGCACAACCGUGAAUAAAAAUCAGAGUAUGGAGACAGAGAAAACCCAGAAAUGCAGUAAAUGUGGAAAAAUAUUUUGCUACAUUGCAUCACUCACUAAAUAUCACAAGCUCCGCACUGGAGAUACACCCUCUCUAUGUAAUGAAUGUGGAAAGGUUUUCCGUAGCACUUCAUCAUUUAAACCCCGCCACAGAACUCACAGUAAAGAGAAACCGUUCAAGUGUGAUGAUUGCGGGAAAACUUUCACCAUGGGUGCCCACCUAAUUAAACACCAGCGAAUUCAUACUGGAGAAAAACCCUAUAAGUGUAAAGACUGUGGGAGACCAUUCAGCGACAGUUCAUCUCUUAUUCAGCAUCAGCGAAUUCAUACUGGAGAGAGGCCUUACACCUGUAAUGACUGUGGGAAAACCUUCAGUCAUAGCUCCUCCCUUUGCAAACAUCAGAGAAUUCAUACUGGAGAGAAGCCCUAUAAAUGUAGUGAAUGUGGAAAAGCCUUUAGACAGAAUUCUUGCCUUACUCGACAUCAGAGAAUUCAUACUGGAGAAAAACCCUAUUUAUGUAAUGACUGUGGGAUGACCUUCAGCCAUUUCACGUCUGUUAUUUAUCAUCAAAGACUUCAUUCAGGAGAAAAACCCUACAAGUGUAGUCAGUGUGAAAAAGCCUUUCCUACCCACUCACUCCUUAGUCGUCAUCAGAGGAUUCAUACUGGUGUCAAGCCUUAUAAAUGUAAAGAAUGUGGGAAGACCUUCAGUCAGAGUUCCUCUCUUAAUGAGCAUUAUCGUGUUCACACUGGAGAAAAACCCUAUGAAUGUGACUAUUGUGGGGCAACCUUUAGUCGGAGCUCAAUACUUGUGGAACACUUAAAAAUUCACACUGGAAGGAAAGAGUAUGAAUGUGAUGAAUGUGAGAAGACAUUUAAAAGUAAUUCAGGCCUCAUUAGACACCGAGAGUUUCACUCUGGAGAGUAA
This is a messenger RNA of Elephantulus edwardii (Cape elephant shrew), 2433 nucleotides long. RefSeq names its product zinc finger protein 483 (gene ZNF483). NCBI's taxonomy places the organism in Eukaryota, Metazoa, Chordata, Mammalia, Macroscelidea, Macroscelididae. Gene Ontology annotation, molecular function: RNA polymerase II cis-regulatory region sequence-specific DNA binding; DNA-binding transcription factor activity. Gene Ontology annotation, biological process: regulation of transcription by RNA polymerase II. The record is from RefSeq and is a predicted model, not a curated record. The transcript has 7 exons.